AUGGCGGCCGCGGGGGCACCGGCCGGGGGCGGCGAGUGAGGGACGGGGGCGACGCGGCCGCGGUGCCGCGUCUGGGGGGGGGGGCGGCUGCUGGGCAGGGACAGCGGCAGGGGCUUCGGAGGAGGCGGCCGGGGGUGUCCCGAAGCUCCGCAGCGGGGAUGAGGAGUCGGGGAGCCGGGUCAGGGAGCCGGUGAGGAAGGAGCGGGGCUGCUCCGUAUGCGCGGCUGCCCGGCGCCUCUCGCCGCCCCGGAGUCGGGGCGUAGUUCGGCGGCCCGGCGGAGGCGUCGGAGGAGCCGCGGCGGCUCUGGCGGGGGCAAAGGAAGGCGCACAGGAGGUACUGAAACAGCUACAAGGAAGCAUUGAAGAUGAGGCAAUGGCAUCUUCUGGACAAAUUGACUUACUGGAACGUCUUAAAGAACUGAAUUUGGAAAGCACCAGCUUCGCUGGGGUGAAGCUAAGGCCAAAGAUGUCUGUGCGUUCAUAUGGGAGCCGGGAAGGGUCUGUGUCGAGCCGCUCAGGGGAGUGCAGUCCAGUCCCCAUGGGAUCAUUUCCAAGAAGAGGCUUUAUGAAUGGAAGCAGAGAAAGCACUGGUUACUUAGAAGAGCUAGAAAAAGAGAGAUCUCUGUUGCUUGCGGAGCUUGAGAAGGAAGAGAAAGAAAAGGACUGGUAUUAUGCCCAGCUUCAGAACCUAACUAAAAGGAUUGAUAGUCUCCCCCUUACUGAAAAUUUCUCCUUGCAAACAGAUAUGACCAGAAGGCAGCUGGAGUAUGAGGCCAGGCAGAUCAGAGCUGCAAUGGAAGAACAACUGGGCACUUGUCAGGACAUGGAGAAGCGAGCACAGGCAAGGGUGGCCAGAAUUCAACAAAUCGAGAAGGACAUUCUUCGUAUACGACAGCUCCUGCAAUCACAAGCAGCUGAAGCAGAGAGAGCUCCUCAAAGCAAGCAUGAGGCAGGUUCCCAUGAUACAGAGAGGCAGAAUGAAGGUCAAGGAGCAGCAGAAAUCAGUGUGGCAACCAGCAGUACUGGUCAGGCUUCUGCUGCUCGAGUGGACCAUGAGACAGCCAGUGUUAUGAACUCUAGUAGUAACUAUUCUGUUCCUCGCAGACUGACAAGUCAUCUGGGUACCAAGGUAACCGAAGAUUACAAACCACAGGUGGAAAUGGUGUAUUCAUUGUUAUCAAUGCUUGGUACUCAUGAUAAAGAUGACAUGUCAAGAACAUUGCUAGCAAUGUCUAGCUCCCAGGACAGCUGCAUAGCCAUGCGUCAGUCUGGAUGUCUUCCUCUCCUCAUCCAGCUUUUACAUGGCAACGAUAAGGACUCUGUGUUGUUAGGAAACUCCCGUGGUAGUAAAGAGGCCCGUGCCAGAGCCAGCGCAGCGCUGCACAACAUCAUUCACUCCCAGCCCGAUGAUAAGCGAGGCAGACGGGAAAUCCGUGUGCUUCAUCUCUUGGAGCAGAUCCGUGCUUACUGUGAAACAUGUUGGGAAUGGCAGGAGGCACAUGAACAAGGCAUGGACCAAGACAAAAACCCAAUGCCUGCUCCAGUGGAUCAUCAGAUUUGUCCUGCAGUAUGUGUUUUGAUGAAACUUUCAUUUGAUGAAGAACACAGACAUGCAAUGAAUGAGCUUGGAGGUUUGCAGGCCAUUGCUGAACUGCUGCAAGUGGAUUGUGAAAUGUAUGGACUUACAAAUGAUCACUAUAGUGUUACCCUAAGGAGGUAUGCUGGCAUGGCUCUGACAAACCUGACUUUUGGAGAUGUGGCAAACAAGGCUACAUUAUGUUCCAUGAAGGGCUGCAUGAGAGCUCUUGUAGCCCAGCUGAAAUCUGAAAGUGAAGACUUACAGCAGGUCAUUGCAAGUGUGUUGAGGAACUUGUCCUGGCGAGCAGAUGUAAACAGUAAAAAGACUCUAAGAGAAGUUGGAAGUGUGAAAGCAUUAAUGGAAUGUGCUUUAGAAGUUAAGAAGGAAUCCACCCUGAAAAGUGUUCUGAGUGCCUUAUGGAAUUUGUCAGCUCACUGCACUGGGAACAAAGCUGACAUAUGUGCUGUUGAUGGUGCUCUUGCAUUUCUGGUUGGCACACUGACAUACCGGAGCCAAACAAAUACUUUAGCCAUCAUAGAAAGUGGAGGAGGAAUACUAAGAAAUGUUUCUAGCCUAAUUGCUACUAAUGAGGACCAUAGGCAAAUCUUGCGAGAGAACAGCUGCUUACAAACCUUGUUACAACACUUGAAGUCACACAGUUUGACAAUAGUUAGUAAUGCAUGUGGGACCCUGUGGAAUCUCUCUGCUCGAAAUGCAAAGGAUCAGGAGGCACUGUGGGACAUGGGAGCCGUGAGCAUGCUGAAAAACCUGAUUCACUCAAAACACAAAAUGAUAGCCAUGGGUAGCGCCGCAGCUCUACGGAACCUCAUGGCAAACAGGCCAGCAAAGUACAAAGAUGCCAACAUUAUGUCUCCAGGAUCAAGCCUCCCAUCUCUCCAUGUCAGAAAGCAAAAGGCACUGGAAGCAGAAUUAGAUGCUCAGCAUUUAUCAGAGACUUUUGACAACAUUGAUAACUUAAGCCCGAAAGCAUCUCACCGCAAUAAGCAGAGACAUAAGCAAAAUGUGUACAGUGACUAUGUCCUGGACGCCAGCCGCCAUGACGACGGGGUAUGCAGGUCAGACAGCUUUAAUGCUGGCAAUAUGACUGUGCUCUCACCAUAUGUAAAUACUACAGUAUUGCCUGGCUCCUCCUCUUCCAGUAGAGGAAACGCAGAAAAUUCUCGAUCUGAGAAAGACAGGAGUGUUGAAAGGGAUCGAACAGUAGGUAUAAAUACCUAUCAUCAAGCUGCAGAAAGUACUGGGAGUUCCUCUAAGAGAAUAGGAAUGCAGAUUUCUACUGCUGCAGCUCAGAUUGCCAAAGUUAUGGAAGAAGUAACAAGCAUGCACGUUCCACAGGAAGACAGAAGUUCUGGCUCCACUUCUGAAAUACACUGUUUGACAGAAGACAGAAAUGCCCAGAGGAGAUCAGCUUCUGCCCAUACUCACUCAAAUACAUACUUUCCAAAAUCCGAGAACUCAAACAGGACAUGUCCUGUGCCUUAUACAAAAAUGGAAUACAAAAGAGCUUCAAAUGAUAGUUUAAAUAGUGUCAGCAGCAGUGAUGGCUAUGGUAAAAGAGGCCAAAUGAAACCUUCCAUUGAGUCUUACUCUGAAGAUGAUGAAAGUAAAUUCUGUAGUUAUGGCCAAUAUCCCGCUGACUUGGCACACAAGAUUCACAGUGCAAAUCACAUGGAUGACAAUGAUGGAGAACUAGACACUCCUAUUAAUUAUAGUCUUAAAUACUCAGAUGAGCAGUUAAAUUCUGGAAGGCAGAGUCCUUCCCAGAAUGAAAGAUGGGCAAGGCCUAAGCAUAUAAUAGAUGAUGAAAUGAAACAAAAUGAGCAAAGACAGUCAAGGAACCAAAAUGCAGCCUACCCUGUGUAUUCUGAAAGUGGAGAGGAUAAACACAUGAAAUAUCAGACACCAUUUGGACAGCAGGAGUGUGUUUCUUCCUUUAGAUCAAGAGGAUCCACUGGCUCAGAUCAGAAUAGAGUAGGUCCAACUCUUGGAAUGAAUCAGAAAGUAAACCAAUCCUUGUGCCAGGUUGAUGAUUAUGAUGAUGAUAAGCCAACCAACUAUAGUGAACGUUAUUCUGAGGAGGAACAACAUGAAGAGGAAGACAGACCAACUAAUUACAGCAUAAAGUACAACGAAGAGGAACAUCAUGUUGAUCAGCCUAUUGAUUAUAGUUUAAAGUAUUCAACAGAAGUUCCAGCACCUUCUCAGAAGCCAUCUUUUACUUUUCCAAAGACUUCUUCAGUGCAACUCAAUAAAACUGACCAUAUUCCCCCAAGCAGUGGGAGCACAUCAGCCCCCUCAGCUGGUUCAAAGAGGCAGAACCAGCUUCACCCAAGCUCUGCACAGAGCAGAAGUGGUCAUGCACAGAAGAACGCCUCCUGUAAGACUCCCUCAAUUAAUCAGGAAACUAUACAAACUUACUGCGUUGAAGAUACCCCGAUAUGUUUUUCAAGGUGUAGUUCUUUGUCAUCCUUGUCAUCAGCUGAAGAUGAAAUAGGACGUGAUCAAUCCGCACGUGGCACAGAUGCCAAUAACACACUGCAGAUUGCAGAACUGAAGGAGAACAGCGGGGCUCUACCUACAGAAGGUGCAGCGAGUGAAAUCACAUCAACAGCACAACACAUCAGAACAAAAUCCACUAGACUUCAGACUUCUAGCUUGUCUCCUUCUGAUUCCUCUAGACAUAAAGCUGUUGAAUUUUCUUCAGGUGCCAAAUCUCCCUCUAAGAGUGGUGCCCAAACUCCUAAGAGCCCACCAGAACAUUAUGUACAGGAAACACCACUCAUGUUCAGCAGAUGUACUUCUGUAAGUUCCCUGGAUAGUUUUGAAAGCCGUUCAAUUGCUAGUUCAGUUCAAAGUGAGCCUUGCAGUGGAAUAGUAAGUGGUAUUAUAAGUCCCAGUGACCUUCCAGACAGCCCUGGACAAACAAUGCCUCCAAGCAGAAGUAAAACACCACCACCUGCUCAAGGAGUCCAAGUUAAAAGAGAAGUACCUAAAGGAAAAGCAACCACUACAGAGAAGAGAGAGCCUGGUCCUAGACAGGCAGCUGUAAAUGCAGCUGUUCAAAGAGUUCAGGUACUGCCAGAUGCUGAUACACUAUUACAUUUUGCCACAGAGAGCACACCGGAUGGGUUUUCUUGCUCUUCUAGCCUGAGUGCUCUGAGCCUUGAUGAGCCUUUUAUACAGAAGGAUGCAGAGUUAAGAAUUAUGCCUCCAGUUCAUGAAAAUGAGCAUGGAAACGAAGCAGAACCUGAACAGUCAAAUGAUACACAGGAUAACCAGGAGAAGAAACCAGAGAAGCCAGCUGAAGCAGAAAAAGACAUUCUGGAUGAUUCUGAUGAUGAUAUUGAAAUACUGGAAGCGUGUAUUAUUUCUGCAAUGCCAACAAAGUCUUCACGUAAAGCCAAAAAGCCUUCUCAAGCAUCUGCUCAAAAAAUACCUCCUCCUGUAGCCAGAAAGCCCAGCCAGUUGCCAGUUUACAAACUUUUGCCUUCACAAAGCAGAUUGCAAUCACAAAAGCAUGUGACUUUUACACCAGGAGAUGAUAUGCCACGGGUAUAUUGUGUUGAGGGUACACCAAUAAAUUUUUCAACAGCUACAUCUCUGAGUGACCUGACAAUAGAAUCCCCCCCAAGUGAGCUGGCCAAUGCAGACAAUGUGGGUGUGGGGGCAGAGUCAGGGGAGUUUGAAAAGCGGGACACCAUUCCUACAGAAGGCAGAAGUACUGAUGAUUCUCAGAGAGCAAAAAGCUCAGCUGUGAUUCCCCUUGGCCUGGAUGAUGACAAAACAGAAGAGGGUGAUAUUUUGGCUGAGUGCAUUAACUCAGCUAUGCCAAAAGGAAAAAGUCACAAACCUUUCAGAGUGAAGAAGAUAAUGGAUCAAAUUCAACAAGCAUCGUCAUCUCCAAGUAAUAAAAACCAACCAGAAGGUGAGAAAAAGAAGCCAACAUCACCAGUAAAGCCUGUUUCCCAAAAUAAUGAAUACAGAGCACGUGUGCGAAAAAGCAUAGAACCCAAAAGCAAUGCUAGUAAUGAAAGAAGCUAUCCAGAGAACAGAGAUGCAAAGAAACAGAACCUUAAAAAUAAUUCAAGAGAGUUUAAUGACAAAUUGCCAAAUAAUGAAGAGCGUGUAAGAGGAAGCUUUGCAUUUGAUUCCCCUCAUCAUUAUACACCGAUUGAGGGAACUCCUUACUGUUUUUCACGGAAUGAUUCCCUGAGUUCUUUAGAUUUUGAUGAUGAUGAUGUUGACCUUUCAAGGGAGAAGGCAGAAUUAAGAAAAGGAAAAGAAGGAAAGGAAAUGGAAAGUAAAGAGUGCUCUAAUGCAGAACAGUCUUCAAAUCAGCAGCCAAGUAACAGGACACAAGUUUGUCAAAAACACCCAGCGGGCAGAAGCCAGACAAAAACUUUCUCUCAGUCAACUAAAGAUAUUCCAGACAGAGGUGCAGCUACAGAUGAGAAAAUGCAGAAUUUUGCUAUUGAAAACACACCUGUUUGUUUUUCUCGCAAUUCGUCUCUUAGCUCCCUCAGUGAUAUUGAUCAAGAAAACAAUAACAACAAAGAAGGGGAACCUGCAAAACGUCCUGAGGCUCCUGAGCCACAAGUGGAAUCCAACAGACCACAGACUUCUGGUUAUGCACCUAAAUCAUUUCAUGUUGAAGAUACUCCUGUGUGCUUCUCUAGAAACAGCUCUCUGAGUUCUCUUAGCAUUGACUCAGAAGAUGAUCUUCUGCAGGAAUGCAUUAGUUCUGCUAUGCCUAAAAAGAAAAAGCCCUCAAGAAUGAAGAGUGAUGGUGAAAAAAAUAAUUCCAGAAACACAGGUGGUAUACUAGCAGAAGAUUUAACACUGGAUUUAAGAGAAAUACAGAGGCCAGAUUCAGAACAUGGUUUUUCACCUGAUUCAGAAAACUUUGACUGGAAAGCUAUACAAGAAGGUGCAAAUUCUAUAGUCAGUAGCUUGCAUCAAGCUGCAGCUGCUGCAUCACUGUCUAGACAAGCUUCAUCAGACUCUGACUCUAUCCUUUCAUUAAAAUCCGGUAUUUCUCUAGGGUCACCAUUUCAUCUUACCCCAGACCAAGAAGAAAAACCUUUCACUAGUAAUAAAGGUCCAAGAAUUAUUAAGCCAGGAGAGAAGAGUACACUGGAGUCUAAAAAAGUAGAAUCAGAAAGUAGGGGAAUCAAAGGAGGGAAGAAAGUGUAUAAAAGUAUGAUCACAGGAAAAGCACGCUCUAAUUCAGAAGUUUCAAGUUUGAAGCAACCACAACAGACAAGUGUGCCUUCAAUUUCACGUGGUAGAACAAUGAUCCAUAUUCCAGGAGUUCGAAAUAGUUCUUCAAGUACUAGUCCUGUUUCCAAAAAAGGACCCCCACUCAAAAACAUGAACUCCAAGAGUCCCAGUGAAGGCCAAAGUUUGACUAAUUCUCCAAGAGGAGCCAAAUCAUCAGUGAAACCUGAGCCAGCUCCUGUGACUAGGCAGCCAUCAGGGUUGAACCAGAGUGGAUCAAGUAAAGGACCUUCUAGAUCAGGAUCUAGAGACUCCACUCCUUCCAGACCUCAGCAGCAGCCAUUAAGUAGGCCUCUGCAAUCUCCUGGCCGAAACUCCAUUUCCCCAGGAAGAAAUGGUAUCAGUCCUCCCAACAAACUGUCACAGUUGCCAAGAACAUCAUCUCCCAGCACAGCUUCAACUAAAUCCUCAAGUUCAGGUAGAAUGUCAUACACACCACCGGGCAGGCAGAUGAGCCAGCAAAACCUUACAAAGCAAACUGCCUUACCUAAGAGUACCAGUAGCAUUCCACGAAGUGAAUCUGCUUCAAAGGGGUUAAACCAAACUCUCAGCACUGGUGGAUCAAACAAAAAGACUGACCUAUCCAGAAUGCCAUCCACAAAGUCUAGUGGAAGUGAAUCUGACAGAUCUGAGAGACCUGUUCUCGUUCGUCAGUCAACUUUUAUUAAAGAGGCUCCGAGCCCAACUCUGAGACGGAAAUUAGAAGAGUCAGCUUCAUUUGAAUCGCUGUCGCCUUCCAGGCCAGAUUCUCCCACAAGGUCCCAACUACAGACCCCAGUUUUAAGUCCUUCUCUUCCUGAUAUGUCUUUAUCCACUCAUUCACCUGGCCAGAGUAGUGGUUGGCGAAAAUUAGCCCCUAAUCAGAGCCCUACUACAGAAUAUGAUGGGAGACCAGCAAAGCGUCAUGACAUAGCUCGUUCCCAUUCUGAGAGUCCGUCUAGGCUGUUGAUCAACAGAUCAGGAACGUGGAAGCGUGAGCACAGUAAGCAUUCCUCAUCACUUCCUCGUGUAAGCACUUGGCGGAGAACUGGAAGUUCCUCCUCAAUCCUGUCAGCUUCUUCAGAAUCCAGUGAAAAGGCAAAAAGUGAAGAUGAAAAGCAGCUUGGAGGUUCUCUCCCUGGACACAAGCAAAGUAAAGAAAGCCAAGCACCAGCAAAAGGUACUUGGAGGAAAAUAAAAGAAAACGAAAUUCCUCAGAUAAUGAAUGAUCCGCAGCAUUCUUCUUCAGGUGCCACAAAUGGCUCUGAUUCCAAAACCCUCAUCUAUCAGAUGGCUCCAGCUGUCUCUAAGACAGAGGAUGUGUGGGUGAGGAUAGAGGACUGCCCAAUUAACAACCCUCGAUCUGGAAGGUCCCCAACUGGAAAUACUCCCCCCGUUAUUGACAGUAUUUCAGAGAAAGGGGGUGUGAAUGGUAAAGAUCCUAAAGAGAUUCAAGAAAAGCAAACCCCAGGGAAUGGAGGUGUUCCUGUUCGUACCGUUGGCUUAGAAAACCGUCUGAACUCUUUCUUUCAGAUAGACAGUCCAGACAAGAAGGGCGCUGAAACAAAGCCUCUGCAGAAUAAUCCUGUUCCUGCACCAGAAAUUAACGAAAGUACUGUUAGCGAACGUACUCCAUUCGGUUCCAGUAGCUCAAGCAAGCACAGCUCCCCCAUCGGUGCUGUGGCAGCAAGGGUGACUCCUUUCAACUACAACCCAAGCCGUAGGAAGAGCAGCGUGGACAAUAGCUCUGCUCGACCCUCACAGAUACCAACCCCAGUGAAUAAUAGCACCAAGAAACGUGACACCAAGUCUGAAAACACUGACUCCAGUGGAACACAAAGCCCUAAACGUCACUCUGGCUCUUACCUGGUAACUUCUGUUUAAGUGCAACAAAAAAAAAAAAAAAUAACUGAUGUAUUAUAUACAGCAGCUACUUAGAAACUUUGUUUCAAAUGAAACAAAAAAAAUGGGGAUUGAUUUUUUGUUUGUUUAUUUUGUUUUUAUUUGUUGUAAAUAGCUUUGAUUCUUGUUAGAUGGUCCUUGUUCUGGAAGCCAUAUUUGAUAGUAUACUUUGUCUCCACUGGUGAUAUUUGCAGGAAUACCUGAUUUGACAGUUUGGAAUAAAAUUGCUAAAGCAAGUGUAUUUGUAUAGUAUGUUUAACAUGUAUUCCCAUGUUUAACAUGCAUCUCAUCCCAUUAUCCUUUGAAUAUUGCUUGUCGUUGAAAUCAUAGAAUAGCACAAUAGAAAUGAUGCAGUCAUAUUGCUUUACCAAUAAUUUCUAGAUUACAGACCAACUAAACUACAUCAGGGAAGAAUUGGUAUUAUUUAUGCAAAAAAAUACGCUCAUGUUUAGUAUUUGUGAGUUCAUCUAACCCAAUAACUAAUCAUGUGGCUGUGAAAUUCACAGUAAUAUGGUUUCCGCUGAACAAGCUUUCCCAGUCUGCUUUUCUGCAUGAAUGGAACUGAUGGUUCAUUUUAUGAAGUAAUGAUUAACAUUUCUGUGGUCACAUAAUGUGCAUAGAUAGAUAUGGUGUAACAAUUUACACUUUCUUUGUGCUCUGAAAAAGAAGAAAAAAAAAAAAACAAAAAAAAAACUGUGUAACUGUAAAACCUUGAACAAAAUUAUUUUACCUGAAUUAGAUUUUAUCUUAAAGUAGGUAGAAUUUUUUUGCUAUGCUGUAUCUUGUUGUAUAUUCUGGUAUUUGAGGUGAGAUGGCUGCUCUUUUAUUAAUGAGACGUGGGUGAUGUCUCAACAGAGACUAAAAUGAACAUUUCAGAAUAAAUUAUUACUAUAUGUAA
This is a messenger RNA of Passer montanus (Eurasian tree sparrow), 9656 nucleotides long. It is a transcript of the gene APC, whose product is annotated as APC regulator of WNT signaling pathway. Gene Ontology annotation, biological process: cell fate specification; regulation of cell differentiation; pattern specification process. The record is from RefSeq and is a predicted model, not a curated record. Gene Ontology annotation, molecular function: microtubule binding; gamma-catenin binding; beta-catenin binding. NCBI's taxonomy places the organism in Eukaryota, Metazoa, Chordata, Aves, Passeriformes, Passeridae. The transcript has 15 exons. Bases 374 to 8740 code for a protein of 2788 amino acids. Gene Ontology annotation, cellular component: catenin complex; cytoplasmic microtubule; beta-catenin destruction complex.